UUCCUCAGGACCAGAGACACAAAACAAAUCCUAUAUAUAUAUAUAUAUAUAUAUAUAUAUAUAACAAGAUAAUAUGAGAAGCUGUCUGAAAACCCAGUUGGGCUUUUAGCUUUAGCUAGCACACCAUGUCUAUGUCUACGUCCAUGUCCACGACCAUGAUGACCAAAGUCAUGAGCAUAUCCCAGCCAUCCCCUUUCUCUUCCUCCUCCCAGUCUAUCUCUCCGUCCCCACAACCGCCUCCGCCCUCGACCACCUCCCUCCCACUUCGGACCAUCCCCGGCAGCUACGGAUGGCCGCUGCUCGGCCCCAUCUCGGAUCGGCUUGACUACUUCUGGUUCCAGGGCCCCGAGACCUUCUUCCGGAAGCGGAUCGACAAGUACAAGAGCACCGUGUUCCGCACCAACGUGCCCCCCGCCUUCCCCUUCUUCCUCAACGUCAACCCCAACGUCGUGGCCGUCCUCGACUGCGAGUCCUUCUCGCACCUCUUCGACAUGGAGAUCAUGGAGAAGAGGAACGUCCUCGUCGGAGAUUUCAUGCCAAGUGUCAAGUACACCGGUGACAUCAGGGUUUGCGCGUAUCUUGAUACGGCGGAGCCGCAGCACGCCAAGGUAAAGAACUUUGCAUUGGACAUACUGAAGAGGAGCUCGAGGGUGUGGAUGAAUGAGAUGGUGUUGAAUCUCGGGACGAUGUGGGACACCGUAGACGCCGCCAUGGCCAAGGACGGCUCCGCCAGUUACCUCUUUCCCCUCCAAAAGUUCCUCUUCCACUUCCUCUCCAAGGCCUUGGUCGGCGCAGACCCCGCUUCCAACCCCGAGAUCUCUGACUCCGGCUACACCAUGAUCGACAAAUGGCUCGGCCUCCAGCUCCUCCCUACAAUCUACAUCGGUGCAUUACAACCUUUAACGGAGAUCUUUCUCCACUCGUGGGCGUACCCUUUCGCCCUCGUCCGAGGAGACUACAGGAAGCUCUACGAGUUCGUGGAAAAGGAAGGCAAGGAAGCCAUCGAGAGAGGGAAGACUGAGUUCGGGCUGAGCCACGAGGAGGCUAUCCACAACCUCCUCUUCAUCCUCGGCUUCAAUGCCUUCGGUGGCUUCUCGAUCUUCCUCCCUGCUCUCGUGAAUGCCAUAGCAAGCGACAAAACGGGCCUGCAGGAGAGGCUGAGAAAGGAGGUCAGGGAGAAGCUGGGAGGGCCGGGCGCAGAGCUGAGCUUCGAGUCUGUGAAGGAGAUGGAGCUUGUGAAGUCGGUCGUGUACGAGACUCUCCGGCUCAACCCGCCCGUGCCAACCCAGUUCGCCCGGGCCAGGAAGGAUUUCCAGAUCAAGUCACACGACUCCGUUUUCGAUAUCAAGCAAGGCGAGUUGCUGUGCGGGUACCAAAAACUAGUGAUGAGAGACCCGAAGGUGUUCGAUGACCCGGAGAAGUUCAACCCCGACCGGUUCAUGCAGAACAGCGACCUGUUGAACUACCUCUACUGGUCCAAUGGUCCGCAGACGGGCUCACCAAGCGAGUCGAACAAGCAGUGUGCUGCCAAGGACUACGUGACCCUCACGGCAUUCCUCUUCGUUGCUCACAUGUUCCAACGGUACGAUUCCAUCACCGGGACCUCAUCCUCGAUCACAUCUCUCCAGAAGGCCACCUAGCCAGUAUGAUCGAUCGGUUACCCAAUUAUGAACUACGCACGAUAUUUUUGGAUGUGUAUGUGGACAACCGGCCGUGUACGUACUAGUGAGCGGUCCUGGGGGAGAUGAAAUGCAAUAAACGGUGAGGUGAGUUGGGAACUCGAUGGGGACGGAUCCCAUGUGAUAAUGUUAAUGAGGAACGGUAAAAAUUACAACCAUGUGCUUCAAAUUCAAUGCAUGCAUGUGUCCCGGACGAGCAAGCAUAUAUAAUCCAAAAGGUUCUUUUUUAUUUUUUUUUAUUUUUUGGUAGAUAAUUCAAAAGGUCUUUUAUCUUUUACAGAAUAUGGGUUGGAGGGACUUGAUCCCCCGGGGAGGCUGUUUCUGCCUUAGCUAUAAAAGAGAUGGAAACAUGGGGACCCCUUCUCUCUACACUGAGCCCGCAAAUAAUUGCUAAUCUACAAAUAUAUAAAUACAAUAAACUUGUGCAGUUUGCUGCACUAUAGUAUGGGGCA
Messenger RNA from Punica granatum (pomegranate), 2131 nucleotides. NCBI's taxonomy places the organism in Eukaryota, Viridiplantae, Streptophyta, Magnoliopsida, Myrtales, Lythraceae. The record is from RefSeq and is a predicted model, not a curated record.